Eruca vesicaria subsp. sativa (arugula) is the source of this 210-nucleotide messenger RNA. NCBI's taxonomy places the organism in Eukaryota, Viridiplantae, Streptophyta, Magnoliopsida, Brassicales, Brassicaceae. The record is from the annotation of a GenBank genome assembly.
AUGGUCAUGAGAGGCGAGGAUCAAAGAGGUAGCUUGCGAAUCAAGAAAGAUAUGGAACCGAAGAGAACAAUGUUGUUGGAGGAAAAUGGAGAGUCUAGUUCAAAAUCAAGAAGCGUUAUGAUGCCCGAGGAGUUUGUGAGGCAUGCAAGUGAGGAGUAUGUUAGCCCUGAGUCAUCUAUCGGAAUAUUGGCUGCCUCGGCUCAUACCUAA